Cetraspora pellucida is the source of this 152-nucleotide messenger RNA. The record is from the annotation of a GenBank genome assembly. NCBI's taxonomy places the organism in Eukaryota, Fungi, Glomeromycota, Glomeromycetes, Diversisporales, Gigasporaceae.
CUACCAUGAGACCAUUAUUUGAACUGAGAACCGAAAAUCAUUCCGUUAUGGACCAGUCCUGGUCUUUACGAAGACCGAUCCAUCAUUACAAAAAGUACUUUAAAACGUAUGAAUAUGUUAUUCGGGCAAUUGAGGAUAGAAGAUCACAGUGA